Molecule: messenger RNA, 1679 nt
Organism: Astyanax mexicanus (Mexican tetra)
Lineage: Eukaryota; Metazoa; Chordata; Actinopteri; Characiformes; Acestrorhamphidae
Gene: krt97
Product: keratin 97
Exons: 8
Coding region: 13-1482 (489 amino acids)
Molecular function (GO): structural molecule activity
Source: RefSeq, a predicted model, not a curated record
CCAUGUCCUGUAAUGAUGCCCCACCCUCUGCGGGUGGUGGUGGGGGGUGGGGUGUAUAUAUGUAUAUAUAGCUGUGUCUCAGGCUGGAGAGCAUCAGUAGCAGGUGUGCUUUACCAUCCUGUCAGAUCUUCCUCCUCCACCUUCUUCUCCAUCUCCACCGCCAGCAGCAGCAGCAGAAUGAGUAGCGCGUCCCUCCACAGCUUCUCGAGCGCUCGCGCGCUCUCCACGCGCUCCGUGACCAGCAGCUCGUCCACCCGGGUGUCCAUGGGUCGCUCGCCCAGCGUGUACGGCGGCGCGGACGGGCGCAGCGUGCGCGUGUCCUACGCCUCCGGGCUGGGGAGCGCGAUGGAUCUGGGCGGCGGGCUGGACGGAGGCUUCACCGCGGGUCUGAACGAGAAGGCCACCAUGCAGAACCUGAACGACCGCCUGGCCUCCUACCUGGAGAAGGUGCGCUCUCUGGAGAAGGCCAACGCCGAGCUCGAGCGCCAGAUCCGUGAGUGGUACGACAAGCGCGCGCCCACCACCCGCGACUACAGCCACUACCACGCGACCAUCGCGGACCUGCGCAAGAAGAUCAGUGUGGCCAGUCUGGACAAUGCCAGGAUCGUCCUGCAGAUCGACAAUGCCAAACUCGCUGCAGAAGACUUCAAAGUCAAGUUUGAGAACGAGUUGGUCAUGCGCCAGUCUGUAGAGGCUGACAUCGCCGGCCUGCGCCGCGUCCUGGACGAGCUGACCAUGACCCGCUCAGACCUGGAGAUGCAGAUCGAAGGCCUCAAGGAGGAGAUCGUCUACCUGAAGAAGAACCACGAUGAGGAGAUGGCAGCUCUGCGCAGUCACAUGGCCAGCAGCUCGGUGAACGUGGAGGUGGACGCUGCUCCUCAGCAGGACAUGUCUCAGAUUCUGUCUGAGAUCCGCUCACAGUACGAGGGCAUUGCCGAAAAGAACCGCAAAGACAUGGAGGCAUGGUAUAAGGUCAAGUUUGACGAGCUGAAUAAGCAGGUGAAGACGAGCACAGAGAGCAUCCAGUCGUCACGCAGCGAGAUCAACGAACUCAAGAGAACUCUACAGUCCCUGCAGAUCGAGCUGCAGUCUCAGCUUAGCCUGAAAGCGGCCCUGGAGGGCACACUGCAUGACACAGAGUCCCGCUACAGCCUCCAGCUGACUCAGCUGCAGACUUUCAUCAACAACCUGGAGAAUGAGCUGAGCCAGAUGCGCCUGGACAUCGAGAGGCAGGCCAGCGAGUACAAGAUGCUGCUGGACAUCAAAACCCGCCUGGAGCUGGAGAUCGCCGAGUACAGGAGGCUGCUGGAUGGAGAGGAAGUCAAGAAAACAACAGUGACGAAGGUGAUUGAGGUUGUUCCUCCUCCUCCUCCUAAAGAACCUGUGGUGACCAAGCGCGUGCGGACAGUGGUGGAGGAAGUGAUUGAUGGAAAGGUGGUCUCCCGCACUGAGGAUGUGGACGUCGAGGUGUUGAAGAAAUGAGAAACAGCACACAGUCCAGCAACAAGAAACAACUACGUCAAUCUGACACUAAAUGAGUGCUAAACAUGCAAAAGAGGGUUUUUUAUGUAUUAUUAAAUUAAUAUAUUAAUGACCAAACAUCGUCCGCCCUCUCACAAACACCUGUGUGUGUUUUUAAAUUGUGAAAAUUAAAAUAAAGAACCAGCCUAAGUGCCACA